Chanos chanos (milkfish) is the source of this 1995-nucleotide messenger RNA. RefSeq names its product abhydrolase domain containing 16A, phospholipase (gene abhd16a). Gene Ontology annotation, cellular component: endomembrane system. NCBI's taxonomy places the organism in Eukaryota, Metazoa, Chordata, Actinopteri, Gonorynchiformes, Chanidae. Gene Ontology annotation, molecular function: monoacylglycerol lipase activity; glycerophospholipase activity. The record is from RefSeq and is a predicted model, not a curated record. The transcript is spliced from 20 exons. Gene Ontology annotation, biological process: monoacylglycerol catabolic process; phosphatidylserine catabolic process. Bases 8 to 1642 code for a protein of 544 amino acids.
GGUAGAAAUGGCGCUCCCGAUGUGGUUCCGCUGUGUUUUUGGGCCCAAACUGCAAAGAAUUCACCGCUCACCGGACCAGACCCGACCCGACGGCAGAACCGGGAGACGGGGAUGGCUGUACCAGCCCAGAACUUUGGAAAAACACACGGACAGCAUCCUCGGAGUGGCGUCUGCUCUAUGGUCACUGUCCUACUACAGCUCGCCCUUGCUCCUCUGUUACCUCUACAGGAAAGGGUAUAUCUGCAGCAGUAAGCUGGUUCCUGUCAGUCAGUAUGUUGGGACAGUACUGGUGUGUUUGCUGGGUGUGGCCUGUCUUAGAGGUCUGGGCCGAUGGAGGAACCCUGACUAUCUCCAGUUCAUCACCAUUCUGGAGGAAACCAAGAAAAAUCACACCCCUAGCAACAAGAAGAAGCUAGCCUGUUACAGCUUUGAUUUCGCCCACUGGCCUGCAGAUUUCAGCUGGAGAGAAGUCAGCAGUCCGAAGUUAUCCAAAGGGGGCGUGUCCCUGCUGAAGCCAGAGCCCAAACACAGAGGAGCAGCAGACAGCUGGCUCAACUCAGUCCGCACACUGCCCUGUCACGUCAUCAGUUUUCUGAUCACCCACUCCUUUGGGCGGAGGAUGCUCUAUCCAGGGUCAGUUUGGCUUCUGCACAAAGCCAUCAGUCCAAUGCUACAACAGGGACAGGCCAAACUGGUGGAGGAGUAUGAAGGAGAGAGAAAUAAGCUAAUAGCCUGUGAUGGGAAUGAAAUUGACACCAUGUUUGUGGAUCGGAGGAGAGAGGGAGGACCCAACGGCAAAACUCUGGUGAUUUGCUGUGAGGGAAACGCAGGUUUUUAUGAAGUGGGCUGUAUGAACACUCCCCUGGAAGGUGGAUACUCAGUCCUUGGUUGGAACCACCCAGGUUUUGCAGGCAGCACAGGUGUUCCGUUCCCUCAGAAUGAAGCCAAUGCGAUGGAUGUGGUGAUUCAGUUCGCUGUUCACAAACUGGGCUUUCAGCUCAGUGACAUCGUCAUCUACGCAUGGUCCAUCGGCGGAUUCACAGCGACCUGGGCGGUGAUGUCAUAUCCUGAGAUCAAGUCCGUGGUUUUGGACGCAUCCUUCGAUGACCUCUUACCCCUUGCCCUGAAGGUCAUGCCUGACAGCUGGAGACCAUUGGUGACUCACACAGUGCGACAGUACAUGAAUCUGAACAAUGCAGAACAGCUUUGCAAGUACCAGGGACCAGUUUUAUUGAUCAGAAGAACCAAAGAUGAGAUUAUCACAACAACGGGUCCAGAGGACAUUAUGUCCAACAGAGGAAAUGACCUGCUGCUCAAACUGCUGCAGUUCAGGUAUCCUAAAGUAAUGACAGAAGACGGCAUUAGGGCCGUCAGACACUGGCUGGCAGCGACAACACAGACAGAGGAAGUGUCUGUGUAUAACAGCUAUGAGGUGGAUGAUGAUUGGUGCACGUCCGUGCUGUUGUCCUAUCAGACGGACAGAGAGACGCACUUCCCCUGGAGCGUGGGGGAGGACAUGGCACUUGAAGGCAGAAGGCAGCUCGCUCUCUUCCUGGCGCAUAGGUACCUGCGUAACUUUGAGACGACCCACUGCACGCCCCUGCCCAUCUCUGAGUUUCACACUCCCUGGAGACUGCAGUAGAGAGGGAAAGAAACGGAUGGACGGAUGAGAGAAAGGGAGAGAGAGAGAGAUGGAGGAGGAGAGAUGUCAUAGUGUGUAGCAGGAGCAGGAGUCGAAUCGAGUCACGUCCUAAAAGGAGUUUUAAGUUGUGCCGUCGAAUUAUGAAGUGAUGCCGUCGACUGUCUGGGUAAACGCGACACUUUUGUUUGUUUGGUCAGAUGUUUGUUUGUUUGGUCAGACGUUUGCACGAUUUGGUUCAAAGCUGGACAUUUUGUUGGGGCCGGGGUGGGGGGGGGGGUGCGUUCCCUUUUCACUGGCGAUGUCUCGUACGAACCCUUAUCUAGGCUAUAGAUUUUAAAGUUUACACAAAUGUC